Molecule: messenger RNA, 1928 nt
Organism: Drosophila miranda
Lineage: Eukaryota; Metazoa; Arthropoda; Insecta; Diptera; Drosophilidae
Gene: Nxf3
Product: nuclear RNA export factor 1
Exons: 1
Coding region: 71-1903 (610 amino acids)
Biological process (GO): poly(A)+ mRNA export from nucleus
Cellular component (GO): nucleus
Molecular function (GO): RNA binding; protein binding
Source: RefSeq, a predicted model, not a curated record
CAUACAGCUUUUUUUUGCCAACGCUAGUUUGACUGUGCAAUUAAGGUUUUUUGAUUUAAUAAAAUAAACGAUGAAGAUCCCAACCAGUGAAAAAAAAAAUGAAUCAGCCGAUCGCCUUGGGGUGCAAAUGAAAGCACAACUAAAGAACAACUUUCAAGACAAGAAAAUGUUGAACGCGUACACAGAUGCUCUGAUAGCCGCCUCUUCACACGUGACUGCUUCAGUCAUCUUCGAAAAGCUAGAUCGCAUUUGCAGUCAAAACCGGACGACUAAUAAAGCCAUCGUGAGAUGGAACACGGUGGAAAUGUCACGAUGUGGGAACGUCGCUGACGCGGAAAUUUUCCUGGCCCUCAAAUACCUGGUAAUGCCCGAGAAGCUCGAACCGUUCAAUUACAAGCGCAAUGGCUCACACGGAUCCUUUUCAUUGGACAACCUUUUGAUUGCCAAUCGAGUGAAGCGGCUGCAGACAAAAUUGAACGUGAUUUUUAGCUGCCAGAGAAUUCAGAUACGUGUGAUUGAGGGCAUACCCGAGCACACUCUGAAUGCUGUAAUUACUUCAGAAUUCGAGGCGGCUGCCAAAGAUGCUUUGCAUUCCUCCUACGACGACGCCACUCGCACUCUCAACCUCUCGCGUUUUCACGCCAAGCCGGAACUGAGCGCUCACUUUUGCCCCUUGUACGUGGACAAGUUUUUGGUGGGCGUUCUGCUCUUAAUAUCCAAAGAAACGCCCCAGGUGUCUAAGAUCGUUCUCAGCGACAACUACUUGUGCUCGCUGAAGGCAUUUAGUGUGAUUCCUAAUGGAUUGUUAGCCGACUUGGAUUGCCUGGAUAUAAGCAGCAACAAAAUUGGCGAUCUACGCGAUCUACAGUAUCUGACCAAUCUGAAAUUGAAGAGUUUAAUCUUACAGGGCAAUGAGGUGGCUAAUCUGAAAAAUGAUAUUCUAGCCAUUCUUCCCCAACUCCAGAACCUACAGGGAUGUCGCCAAUCGCAGAACAAGGAGAACGUUUCUAUGGGUCGGCCAAAAUUGAAGCUGUUCGAGAGUGCAGUACCCGAAAACUUCGUCAAUACCUUUAUCAAGGAUUUCUACCAGUUCUUCGAUCAUCCCGACCAACGCUCCCAGCUGGAGCAACGCUACCACGAGUUGGCCACGUUCUCUUUGAGUGUGCCGGACACGAUGAAGCACGUCUUAGCCUACAGGCUCUACAAUCGCAAUUGCAAGACCCGACAAUCUACAUUUGCCCGCUCGGCAAAGCUGCAGGUUGGUCCUAAGGCUGUGCUCCAUGCUCUGGGUCGCUUGCCCAAGAUGGAAACAUAUCUCCAAGGUGUCAACGUAGUUGGACAGAUGUCCACUGCUCAUGUGCGCAUUUUCAACAUAACUGGCCGCUUUAUGGAAUACAGCUCCACUGGCCGUGAUCUGCGUAACUUCCAGCGCAGCUUUGUAUUGGAGCUGCAAGAAUCACCAUCCGUCUGGGUAAUAAAAAACGAUAUGCUCUGCAUCAUUCCACUCAUUGAAGGAAAGUCUGUUGAGCCGAACAUUAAGGCUUUGAGUGAGUCCCAGGUGGAUUCUGGCCUGGAAAUAGCUGCGCAGAUGGAGCAAAUGAACAUCAAUAUGGCAACGCCACCCCUAAUAUCAACUAUUCCCAAAAGCUUGCGCGAAGAAUCUAUACUCAAGGAAAUAAAGGCAGUGUCUCCAAUGCUUCUGAUCCCGCCUCCAGAACUAAAUGAAUUCGAGAAUAUGCCUCGUUUGAUAGUGCAAGGUGCACAUUCACAUUCGAAUGAUCAGCUACUAGAUAAAAAUGAUGUUUCUGAGUUGGAAAAAGAGAUCGAUGAUACCUUAUUGACCGUUGAUUUCGAUGAGCUCAUCAUCAAUGACGAAGUGCUCUUCGCCGAGUGUGAUCUAUAACAUAGUUCAGAAUCAAAAUUAAUUA